Prunus armeniaca (apricot) is the source of this 567-nucleotide messenger RNA. The record is from the annotation of a GenBank genome assembly. NCBI's taxonomy places the organism in Eukaryota, Viridiplantae, Streptophyta, Magnoliopsida, Rosales, Rosaceae.
AUGCCAACUGGUAGAGCACGAGAUGUUGAAGCUACAGGGAGCCUCAAGGAAAGUCUAUUAGUGUUUAAACCUAGUGAACAAAUAAAGGGAGCUGCUGCAUACUGCAAACUCAGCCAGUGGUUAAUCCAGUUCAGGCAAUCGGACUCACUCAGCUUUUUGGGGAGAACGGAAAGCUGCUUAAUUUGGCAAACCGUAACUAAGCUCGGACUCAGAGAACGAGGAAACCAAAAACCAAAGAAGCUGCCUAUAGUCUUCUACAAUCAACUACUACACAGAAGAAGAAACCAAAGAAGAAGACCAAAGCAAGAAGAAGAAGAAGAAGCCAUGAGCUGCUGUUGCGGAGAUGAUUGCGAAUGCAGGCCUUUGGGGUUUUUAAUUGGCCUGCCCUUUGCCUUCAUCUCUCUUCUCCUCUCCGUUGUGGGUGUGUUCAUCUGGAUUGUUGGAUUGGCGUUGACUUGCAUAUGUCCAUGCUGCUUGUGCGUGACGAUCGUAGUUGAGCUUGCACUGGGGUUGAUCAAGGCUCCCUUUUCGGUCAUGAAGUGGUUCACAUCUAAGAUUCCUUGUUAG